AUGAAUUUCACUGAAACUCUCGAAAAAAUACUAAAAGAAAAAGUAAAAGAGAACUCUGAUAAUCCCCUUUCGUGGCCUAAACUAUGCGCUUUUCUUUUAGUUCUAGAGCCAAAACGAACAACACCUUCCGCUGAAAUUACACUCCACCUUUAUGACUGUAUAAGCUCUUGUCUCCUAAAUCAAGCCAAUGAUAACGUCACUCAAAAAGCACAUUCUCGCUUCGAAAAAGGAAUACUUGAACGGCCUUUUUACCUUGCAUUAGCCGAAAUGCUUGAAACUUGCAUAAUUAAGAAUUUCGGAGAAUUCCCACAAAGUCUAAGGACGAGUAAACUGUUCAUGCUCGAAAUCAAAAAUUUAUCAAGAUUGGAGAAGAUUGAAAAAGAAAUGAAGCAUUUAUAUAAUACUGUGUUCAUCAAUGCUACAUAUCCCUUGAGUGAUGAACAAGAACAACAAUUCUCAAAAUUUUUAUUCGAGUUUUUAACCACUAAAGAUCUAAAUACAUUUUUGGGUCUUCGAACCACAGUUGGAUCAGCACCACAAUUGCCACCAUCAUUACAAGAAUGUCUUGAAUCCUUUACAAAAAUUUAUGUAAAAAAAUCGGCAAAGCCCAAAUUGAAAAGAUCCAAAACAGCAUCAUUCUCUGCCAAUAAUACACUUACUGUUGGUGCAAAAGCCCAUUCUAAACAUUUUCAUCGUGAUGUAUCUGAUGCUUUUUGGGGCACUUGCACUGGAACCGAGAAACAAAAAAAUGAACAAGCAAAUAGAGUAUUGGCGAAAAUCAUAACAAAUGCCGCUUGGAUAAAUUUACAUUCAUUACCAACAUUACAAAUCUCCAAUAACAUUGACAAUGAUCGCGCCUCAAUAAUUUUUCGUGGAUUCUUAGAACCGCAAAUGCCAGAUGGACACACUAAAGGAUGGGUUCAUUAA
Molecule: messenger RNA, 927 nt
Organism: Ambispora gerdemannii
Lineage: Eukaryota; Fungi; Glomeromycota; Glomeromycetes; Archaeosporales; Ambisporaceae
Source: the annotation of a GenBank genome assembly